This is a messenger RNA of Vicia villosa (hairy vetch), 918 nucleotides long. RefSeq lists its product as uncharacterized. NCBI's taxonomy places the organism in Eukaryota, Viridiplantae, Streptophyta, Magnoliopsida, Fabales, Fabaceae. Bases 1 to 918 code for a protein of 305 amino acids. The transcript has a single exon. The record is from RefSeq and is a predicted model, not a curated record.
AUGAGGAGGUUUUUGGUUCCUAGAACAAGUAUUGAGAAAGUGAAUGUUAAGCAACCGGAAGCCGAAGUAGAAGAAACACCCCCUAAUGUGGCCAACGAGUUUAAUCCAAACGAGAUUGUGCGUGAUUCAGGAUGUAGGAAACAAAUUCACGAGUAUGCUCCCGAUAUUCAAGACCAAGUGAGGAGGGCUUAUAUAUUGAAGGGUCCAACGCAACCAGAUUUAGCAAGAUAUCCUCGUACUCAAUUUGGGAAGUCUUCAAGAGCAUUUUGUAAAGCUUGGUAUAAGAGUUAUACAUGGAUUGAAUACAGUGAGUCAAAGGAUGCAACUUAUUGUUUCUAUUGCUUUCUCUUUAAGCCUCCUGGGAGGGCCGAACACUUUGGUUAUGAAGUCUUCAACAAAGACGGAUUUAAAGAUUGGAAGCAUGCAUCUAAAGGCUUUAAAGAUCAUAUUGGUAGUCAUGAUAGUAAGCACAACUCAUGUAUGAAGCACUAUGAUGAUUAUAAUAAUCAAAGACAAAGUGUGACAAGUAUCUUUGCUAUAGCAACUAGGGAAUCAGAAGAAUUGUAUAAGAUUCGUUUGACUUGUUCUUUAGAUUGUAUUAGAUAUCUCAUAGCACAAGGCAUUGCUUUCCGUGGCCAUGAUGAAAGCUCUACUUCUCUAAACAAGGGAAAUUUUAGAGAGAUGGUGGAUUGGGUAAAAUCUAAUGAUGAAAAAGUAAGAGAUGCUUUUGAUCGUGGUCCAAAAAAUUGCACAAUGACUUCCGGUGACAUUCAAAAGGAGCUCGCAACGUGUUGUGCACAUGAAGUUACCAAGGUGAUUAUGGAAGAGCUUGGUGAUAGACAAUUCUCUGCGCUUAUUGAUGAAUCACGUGAUAUAUCUGUCAAAGAACAAAUGGCGGUGAUGUUGAGGUUAGUAUAA